Messenger RNA from Zophobas morio, 3031 nucleotides. It is a transcript of the gene mei-9, whose product is annotated as DNA repair endonuclease XPF. Bases 251 to 2986 code for a protein of 911 amino acids. Gene Ontology annotation, cellular component: nucleotide-excision repair factor 1 complex. The transcript has 13 exons. The record is from RefSeq and is a predicted model, not a curated record. NCBI's taxonomy places the organism in Eukaryota, Metazoa, Arthropoda, Insecta, Coleoptera, Tenebrionidae. Gene Ontology annotation, molecular function: single-stranded DNA binding; damaged DNA binding; single-stranded DNA endonuclease activity. Gene Ontology annotation, biological process: resolution of meiotic recombination intermediates; nucleotide-excision repair involved in interstrand cross-link repair; double-strand break repair via homologous recombination.
AAAUGAAGUGAUACUUUUUAAAUUGAGUGGCGACAUCUAGGAAUAGUUUAGGCAACGACCACCCAUGACGGCUUAAAAUUCGGGUCAGAAAGAACAAAGGCGCCGACACGAGCUGUCUCUACUGAUUGAUAUCUAUGCUGUGGCUCAACAGUCUAUUGGUAAUGUUGGUAUCACAGAUUGACAUCUGUCAGAAGUGUCAACACAUUGUGGGGUUAAUUAUUUGAAUUGUGUGAAAAAUUUAUUGAAAACCAUGGCUGAUGAUGAGGAAACUUCAGAAAUACAAGAAAAAUUAAACACAUCAGACACCACGGAACAGCAAGAACCAUUAGACACGUCACAACUGGACCAACUUAUGAAAGCUGAUUUAGAGUACAUGUUGGAAUUCGAAACCCAAAUUUUCUUAGAUAUCAUUCACAAAGAUGGUUUAGUUGUAGCGGCCAAAGGUCUCAAUCUUGAUUUAAUUUUAUUAAACUUAUUCAAAGUAUAUAGUGAUCCUGGAAACUUAGUUCUAGUGUUGAACACCACAGAAGCCGAAGAAACAUACUACAUGAGCAAAAUCAACGACAGUAAUAUGCAUAAAACCACGUUUAACGUAAACACCACUGAAAGAGUGGACUCAUAUUUAUCAGGCGGUGUUCAUUUUAUCACAACUCGAAUUUUGGUAGUGGACUUACUGAAAAACCGAAUUCCUAUUGAUAAGAUUACAGGCUUUGUGGUACUACGAGCCCAUAAAGUUUUAGAAAGUUGUCAAGAGGCGUUUGCGCUGCGUCUGUUUCGACAAUCAAACAAAACAGGUUUUAUUAAGGCAUUUUCAAACAGUGUACAAAGUUUUACAAUGGGUUAUGGUCAAGUGGAACGAGUAAUGCGUGCUCUGUUUGUAAAGGAGUUGUAUAUUUGGCCCAGGUUUCAUUCUGUUGUUAUUCAAAGUCUGAAAGAACAUGAGCCCCAAAUUAUUGAACUACAUAUUCCAAUUUCAGAAAAUAUGAGUAAAAUUCAAACUUAUAUUUUAGAAUUAAUGAAUAUCACAGUUAAAGAACUGAAGAAAAUAAAUAAAACAAUUGAGCUUCAAGAAGUGACUGUGGAGAAUUGUUUAACCAAAAAGUUUCAGAAAAAUUUACAAAUGCAACUUGAUUGCAUAUGGCAUCAGUUGAGUAGUAAAAGCCGACAGCUUGUUGCUGAUUUAAAGACUCUGCGUCACCUUAUAAUUUCUAUGCAUUAUGCAGAUCCUGUAUCAUUUUAUUCCACUUUAUCAAGUUAUCGUUCAAUGGAAUAUGCUCAAACUGCCACAUGGGUGUUGUUAGAGCCUGCUGAAAUGUUGUUUUCCCAAGCAAGUAGCCUGAUAUUUACAGGAGACAAAGAGCUGAACCCGGAAUUUUGUCCAAAAUGGAAAUUUUUGUUGGACGUUUUAAAAAUUGAAAUACCUCACGAAAUACAACAACUGAAAACCAAAGAAAAUAAAAUUGUAAUACUUUGUGCAGAUCACAAAACAUGUUACCAAUUAAAUCAAUUACUAACACACGGCCCCUAUAAGUACAUGUUCUUGAAUGCACUUGACAAGAAAGUCACUUUUAAAAAACUUGGCGAUAGUUUUCAAAAAUGUGGAAAACUGGGUGAUGGUGAGUCAGCUCCAGAUCCACCCAAGAAGGCAAAACUGGAUAAAACUACUAAUGGGGAGGACAAAAAAUCUGAGGAUGAAAAACCAGAGGAAUGUGAAGGUAUUAAAGACAGUUAUGUAUUAACAAUGUCUCAGUCAAGUUCAACUGAGGCAAAAGAUGAAGAUGAAUUUGUUUUUGAACCACUGGAAGAGAUGGAAAACAUGAAUAUUACACAAAUCUGCCAGUCAAUCGCAGCCCCAACAAUUCUUAUCCAAACUUUCAAAGGAACCAAAGGUUCCAUGAAUCUUCAAAGAAGCUUAGAAGAAAUACAACCAACUUUUAUAAUUAUGUAUCAUUGUAACAUUACUGCAAUAAGAGAAAUUGAAAUGUAUGAAGCCCAUCGCAAACCGGAAGCGCCUCUCAAGGUUUAUUUUCUCAUGCAUGGUGAUACUGUAGAAGAGCAAAGUUAUCUAACAUCCAUGAGGCGCGAAAAAGAAGCGUUUGAGUAUUUAAUUCAAACAAAAUCGACUAUGGUAGUACCUGAAGAUCAGGACGGUAAGUCUGACCUGUGUCUAACUCUCCAGCGUAAUCUGUCAUCACCUACAAAGAACACUCGACAAGGAGGUCGUUCUGAAGAGGGGGGGCGCAAAUACGUGAUAGUUGACAUGAGAGAAUUUAGAAGUGACCUACCGGCGUUAAUACAUAGAAGAGGAAUUGACAUAGAACCCGUUACCAUCACAGUAGGCGAUUACAUUCUGACCUCUGAUAUUUGCGUUGAGAGAAAAAGUUUAUCGGAUCUGGUUGGAUCUUUAAAUAGUGGAAGAUUAUACCAACAGUGCACCCAGAUGUUUAGAUAUUACGCGCGACCCAUGCUUUUGAUUGAGUUUGACCAAAAUAAACCAUUUUCCUGGCAAAACCAGUAUAUGGUAUCUAGUGAUAGUAGCAACUUUGAAAUACAAAAGAAACUCCUCCUUUUGACUCUGCAUUUCCCAAAGUUAAAAAUUAUUUGGAGUCCGAGCCCGUACGCAUCAGCGCAACUAUUUGAAGAAUUAAAAGACGGGAAAGAAGAACCUAACGUUGAAUAUGCCAUGGCUAUUGGCGAUAAUCAAGAUUUGGAUAUUUUAGAAACAAAAUAUAAUAGUAGUAUAUAUGAUUUUGUUCAAAAACUACCAGGAAUUAAUUCAAAAAAUAUUGAUGCAUUUUUGCGUCAAGUAAAAAGCAUGGACAGCGCUAUACAAAAGACAGAAGAAGAACUGAAAGAAAUCUUGGGCAACAUGGUUGAUGCUCGUCUUCUUUAUGCAGCGCUUCACAAUGAUCAUAAUCCUAAAGAAUUAGAAACGAAACCAAAAGGGCAGUGGGCGAGAAAGAGGUUUGCCAAAAAAAAAUCAUAAGUUUGGUGUACAUUUUCUGAAAUUAUUUAAAUAAUAAUAAUAAAA